This is a messenger RNA of Anopheles bellator, 1052 nucleotides long. It is a transcript of the gene Ttc1, whose product is annotated as tetratricopeptide repeat protein 1. The record is from RefSeq and is a predicted model, not a curated record. The coding region runs from base 68 to 925 and encodes 285 amino acids. The transcript has 2 exons. Gene Ontology annotation, molecular function: protein binding. NCBI's taxonomy places the organism in Eukaryota, Metazoa, Arthropoda, Insecta, Diptera, Culicidae.
UUACACAGUUUAUUUACACGUUGUUUUUGAACAUUAAGCCGUGAAAACGUCCUGAACAGGAUUCUAGAUGAAUAAUAGUGGAACCAAACAAGACACUUCCAAGAGUGACGACGAGCAAUUCGAGGACGCACGGAGUAAACAUGAUUCGAACGAGCGGUCCGUGGAUGAAGUCAUUGAAAAGGUAACCGGAAUGUCCAUGAAACUGCCCAACGAAUCCGAUACGGAAGAGUUUGUAGAUUGCGUCAGCGGUGACGGGGCAGCUGGUUCAGAUGAAAAUCUUUCCGCAAGCAAAGCGGUCCAGACAGCUGCUGAAGCAGAUGAUUUCAUAGAUGAUGAAUCACAGCGUGACUACGAGAUGGGCCUGACGGAAGAGGAACUGGCAGCGAACAAAGCAAAAGCGGAUGAACUGAAGCAAGAAGGCAAUGAGCUGUUCAAGCAAAGCGACCACCAUCAAUCGGCGACCAUGUACACGAAGGCCCUGAGGCUUUGUCCCGUGGACCGAAAGAACGAUCGUGCAAUUCUGUACGCGAACCGUGCUGCAGCCAAGAGUAAACUGGACCUAAAGGCUUCCGCCAUCGAGGACUGCACCAAAGCGAUAGAGUAUAAUCCGAAAUACCUGAAGGCGUUACUAAGGCGAGCCAAUCUGUACGAAGAGACUGAUAAACUCGACGAAAGCUUAGAAGACUACCGAAAGGUGCUAGAACUGGACCCUGGCAAUGGUGAGGCACGGGCAGCGCAAGUCCGAUUGCCACCGAAAAUAACGGAGCGAAAUGAGCGUCUCAAAGAGGAGAUGAUGGGGAAGUUGAAGGAUCUGGGCAACAUGAUACUGCGACCUUUCGGGCUUUCGACACAAAACUUCCAGAUGCAGCAAGAUCCGCAGACCGGCUCGUAUUCCAUCAACUUCAAACAGAACGCGGACCAAUGACCAAUGGCGCCCGAUCGCCAGUUUUUGGCAAGUGAUACGUGACGAAAGGCAGCGAUGCGUGAUAGAAUCAUGCCUGUUUGUGGGUUGUUGGCUACAUAAAUGGAAAGGAAUGAAUACUAUCGAUAGU